Leishmania braziliensis MHOM/BR/75/M2904 is the source of this 738-nucleotide messenger RNA. RefSeq lists its product as hypothetical. The transcript has a single exon. The record is from RefSeq and is a predicted model, not a curated record. Bases 1 to 738 code for a protein of 245 amino acids. Lineage: Eukaryota; Euglenozoa; Kinetoplastea; Trypanosomatida; Trypanosomatidae.
AUGAGCGGGGCUGGCCGCAAGCAUCGUGCGAAGCACCUCACCCAGCAGUACCUCGACACAUCUGGAUGGGUAGGCCCCAAAGAGGGCGAGGCGCUGGCGAUCUGCCUGGAGGCACCGCAUGGGCAACACGUACGCGUUCUACUCCUAGCGCACUCAAGCAGUGCGGCCGCACACUUUCCUUCUGAGGCCUCAGUGCCGCAUGGCAGCAGCUCGCACGAUGCCCCACAUGGCGCGAAGGAGUCGGAGGCGAAUGUCUCCGCUUCACCAUCUACGGCGCCUUUCCACGAAGUCGAGAAAGUCGUACAUUUGCCCAGGAAAUUCCACAAGGUCAUUUGGCUCAGCAUUAAAGAUGUUGUAGUCAUCGCAGACGGCGCCGUGAGCUUUAAGCCGUCUCCUGAGCAGGUGGAGAACUUCCUCAAGGAUCCAAGGAACGAAGGGUGGCGCGAGCGCGUGGUGGUGGCGCAGCACCGCGCUGAGAACCAGCGCGUUGCCCUGCAGCGUAUGCCGCAGUACUCUGCCACGGCGCGGACGACGACAUCGGUGCUAACCCACCCGCAAGUCCGUUCAGGCGUGCGCAUGGCCGCUGACGGCGCGUCGGAGCAGGACGGCGAGGGAAGCGAGGGUGAGGCAGAUGGCGUGUACAAUCCGAACUGGCGCAACAUUAAACACCAGCAACAGUUUUUCUUCGGCCUUGGCGACGACAGCGACGAGGAAGUCGAAGAAGAGGAGGACUCAUAA